AUGGUGGCCCAGAUGCUGCGGAGGAUGGACGCCGAGGGUGCGGAGGACCUGACCUACGCCGAGUUCUGCGCUCACCGGCUCGAGCUCCAGUUUGCGCGCGUGGAGCUCUACCUCUACGACCUCUCCAGGAGCAUGGCACACGUGCUGUCCCCAGUGCUGCUGGGGCGCCACGAGAACGGCGUGUGGCAUUCCAGCGUGGUGGUGCACGGGACAGAGUUCUACUACUACGGCACCCUGAGGCUGGCCGACCCUGGCACGACAGAGUUCGGGGAGCCGACUGAGGUUGUCGAUCUGGGAGUCACGCUGCGCUCCAGCGCCGAGGUCGACGAGAUGCUGGACAAGCUCGACGCGGAGUUCCAGCCGGAGAAGUACGACGUGUUCCGGCACAACUGCAACGACUUGAGCGACAAGUUGGUCUUGUACCUCCUCGGCAGACACAUCCCCGACUCUGUCCGCCUGCUGACCGAGCGCUUGGCCAAGUCGAGCUUGGUGAGGGUGUUAGCACCGCUGCUGAACAGGGUGCUCGGCGCGCGUCACGAGAGCAACGCCAAGGCCAGCCUGACGCACGCGCCCUCGCUCGUGGACGCUCUCCAGGCCGCGGAGGCGGAGGCGCCAGCGCUGAUCAGUGAAAGCCAGCAGCUGGGAGCCGGGGAUCUGGCGUUGGGCCCACAGCUGCUGCGGCACCCGUCAAGCGAGGCGCUGGCGAAGGAGCUCGAAGUGUACCGCAUCUACGAGGCCGGGGAGAGCGAGGGCGAAGACGGUGCGCUGCAAGAGCUGGUGUACUCCGAGGUUCCAGGCCUCGCCAGGCGCGUGGUGGCCCAGGUGACGAAGCAGAACACGGCGAGAGGCACCUCCGACCUGAAGUGGUUCAACAAGGGAGGCUGCUUCCACAUCGCGGCCAGCAUCCGGACCAGGGACCUCGCCCCGUACAGGGCAGCAUGUGCCUUGGAGAGCGCCGUUGGCGAUGACGACCUCCGCAGGCAGUGGAAGAUCUUCGCGGAGGCCAGACUGGGCGCGUCUCGGAGCAGGGCGAACGGGGGCGAGGACACCGCCGACCCGAACGAGGCGGACCCGGAGGUGGUGGUGAGGCGAAGUCUGUCAGACGCCUCGCUGGACCCCAGGAAAAGGCCCUCGGAAGCGUCGUGGGAGUCGUAUUUCUCCGUCGCCGUCUUGGGCAAGGCGUGCCCCAACGGCCACGUCAUGGAGGCGGGCCCGACCUCCCGGCGCAGCCUCUGCUGCGCGUCCGCCGGCCAGGAGGAGUGCUUCGCCUGCGUCAUGCCCCUGAAGCGUGGCGACCGGAGGGUGGGCUGUGCGGCCUGCAGGCACUAUUUCUGCGAGCGCUGCUGGCACAACAGCUGCAACGAGAUUGACGGCAGGAGCCCUCUGGACAGGAGCAGCCCGGCGAGCUCCCGCGCGAGGCUGCGCUGCCCCGCCGGCCACGCCCUGGAGCGCAUGGAGGGGCAGGCGGUGCGCGGAACGUGUGCCUGCAGCGAGUGCGGCCGCAGGAGCCUGGGCUCCACGUGCGCCUUCUUCCACAGCCUGCCGCGCCUGCUCCUUCGACCUGUGCGACAUGUGCUCGCGGCGGCACAAGGUCUCCUCUGGCAGGGCCAGCCUUGGCCGCCGCAGCCCAGGCUGCGUCGCGCAAACGGGGGCCUCGUCGCCGCCCGGUGGCGCCGGAUCGCUGGCGCGGCCGCCGCGCGAGGGGCGCGGAGGUGCCCCUCGCCUGGCGCUCCCGCUGCAGUGGAGGCCCAUGCCAAGGAGCACCCUGCUUGCCUCCAGGGCGCCCGGCCCGGCCAGCCCCCAGCAGCCGCCGCCGCCAGCGCUCGCUCGCCUGGCGGAAAUUUGAGCUGCUGGGCGUUGCUUCUCGCUGUACUUCGGUGUUUCUCCUCACCUCACCGUUCACCUCGUUGCCGCUUCGAUUCGCUGGGUGGCUGUCCCAAGGAUUCGUCACGCUCCCGCCUGCUGCCGCAUCGCUGCCGCGUCGUCGCGCUGUGUGGGAGAUCUCCGCCCGCGCGCCCCACUGGUCACCCUUCUUGGCCGCUCGCGCCGCCGACCCACCAUGGCACCCGAUCGCCAGCUCCUCGAUCCUUGGGCUUCCCGUGCCCUACUGGGCCUGGCAGUCAGGCUCGCGCGGCUCGCCCAACCCUGGCGGGGCGGGCCUGGCAGUCUGUGGCCUCGCAGCUCGCCCUGGCAAACGAUCGCUCCGCUUCCCGUUCCCACCCUCUGGCUGCCCGCGUCGCGUCCGGCUGCAUGCGACUCCCGUUCUGCCACCUGGGUGCUUGUGGUGAUUGGCCUCUCGGGCAUGGAGUGAGCGACGCACGACGUAGCCGCAGCCAGUGCUGA
Prorocentrum cordatum is the source of this 2343-nucleotide messenger RNA. Lineage: Eukaryota; Dinophyceae; Prorocentrales; Prorocentraceae. The record is from the annotation of a GenBank genome assembly.